This is a messenger RNA of Eremothecium cymbalariae DBVPG#7215, 1437 nucleotides long. RefSeq lists its product as uncharacterized. Gene Ontology annotation, biological process: protein insertion into mitochondrial outer membrane. Gene Ontology annotation, cellular component: outer membrane; SAM complex. The coding region runs from base 1 to 1437 and encodes 478 amino acids. The transcript has a single exon. The record is from RefSeq and is a predicted model, not a curated record. NCBI's taxonomy places the organism in Eukaryota, Fungi, Ascomycota, Saccharomycetes, Saccharomycetales, Saccharomycetaceae.
AUGGUGGAGAAUAAUUUGAGAACAAAUUUGGACGGACAUGAAGCUGCAUUGGCCAAAGUUCAAACUAAACCAUUAUUUAUUACGUCUGUUUAUGUGAAUGAUGUUAAAUUGAGCCCUCUAUCCAACAGUAUUUUUGAAUCAAUUCUUAAACCUGUUUUAUCUCAACCAUUCCAGAAUUUAAGAUCCACGUUAUCAGCUCUUGGUACUAUUGAAAAGAAGUUAAUGUACACUGGAUUGUACGAUGAUGUGAACAUUACCCUGGACCAAGAUAAAUCACAAUAUAUUAGUGAUUAUUUGGAAGAAGUUGCGCCUAAGGAAUAUGGGUUGGAAUUACCUGUACCGAUCAAAGCCCAGAUACAGUUGGUACCUGCUUUUUAUCAGCCUUUAUCCCUAGUAACCACAACUAGAGAUAGCUACGCAGCCGCUGGUAUUCAUCUGUCAUCCCUAAACAAAUUCCAGCAAGCGGAGACAAUAAUUCUUCAGGGUGAAUUGAACUGUACCCCAUUUAGUGGUAAGAUUGAUGAAAAACUGUUAUCCUUGAAAUGUUUGGUGCCAUUACAAAAGCUGCCAUCCAUGAAAGCUGUGUUUGAUAUAAACUAUGCAUUAGUUGACCUAUUUAAGCAAUCAUGGUUACCGGAAUCCGACCAGCAUAAACAGAAUCAAAUCGGGUUUAAUAUUGGUAUUCAGGAACAACAAAUCUCGUCCAGUAAAUUUCGUGGGCCAAUCAUUUACAGCGGGAUUUCUAUUCUCGGGCGGAACUUACUUGAUUUAAAAAAGACAGAGGUUUCAUCAAGUAUCAACAGUUGGGUUGAGUCUUCUAAAGUUAGCUAUGUCUUUCAAAUCCUUCAAAAUAACAAAAAGUUCCUUGGCACACUCCCAAUUAGCGGAUGGAAGUUCAACUUGUUUAAUGAAGCAGUACUCGGCCAAACUGUAGCUGGUGAGAAACAAGAAAGCGGCUUUGGGAAAGUAGCAUUCUCUUAUGAGGGUUAUAGUUCAUUUUUGAGGAAUCAUAUAAUAACCUCAUUGGACCUCUCUUUUGGAACAAUUUUCCGUUACAAGUCUGGCUCAGAGCUGAAAGUUCACAUUAUGGAUCAAUUUUACUUAGGCGGGUUAUCUUCUUUGAAAGGAUUCCAAAGGAACUCAGUGGGAACUAGAGGCGGCAAUAGUUUCUACAAAGUGGCCUUCAAAUCUUCAUUUCACAUCCCAGGUACUCCAUUGGCGUCACCUCUCAGGUUACAGGCAUUCGUGAAUGCUGGCGAUGUUUUCAAUUCUGAAAGAGGCAUACCGGAGGACUUAGCAACCGCAACUGGUAUUUCUUUAGUGUACCAGUCUCAUUUGGCUUCUCUGGACUUAACCUACGCUUUGCCCUUAUCCUUAAGAGCACAAGAUGUAGCUAAACCAGGGUUUUCAUUUGGUGUUUCAAUUGCGUAUAUGUAA